AUGUCUAGCCGUCAAGGAGGAAAACAAAAACCGUUAAAGAAACCUAAAGCAGAUGAGAAACAGCUUACUGAAGACGAUAUAAAAUUUAAACAAGAACAACUUGAACAACAAAAGAAAAUUAAAGAAAUGGCAGAGAAGGCAAAAGAUAAGAAGGGAUUAAUUGGGGGUGGAAUUAAAAAAUCUGGAAAGAAGUGAGGAAAGGAGUUGGAAAUAUUUGUGAAGAAAAUUCUGUGUUGGAUGCUGGUUGUCUUUUGA
Messenger RNA from Meloidogyne enterolobii, 255 nucleotides. Lineage: Eukaryota; Metazoa; Nematoda; Chromadorea; Rhabditida; Meloidogynidae. The record is from the annotation of a GenBank genome assembly.